AUGGGUAUUAAGCAACUCUUUUCGAUCAUCAAGGAGGAAGCUCCAGAUUCGAUCAAGGAGGGCGAGAUCAAGAACCAGUUCGGCCGCAAGGUCGCCAUUGAUGCUUCAAUGAGUAUCUACAGUUUCCUCAUCGCCGUACGAUCCGAAGGCCAACAGCUCAUGAACGAGAGCGGCGAAACAACAUCGCAUCUCAUGGGCAUGUUCUACCGUACUCUGCGCAUGGUCGACAACGGAAUCAAGCCCCUCUACGUUUUCGAUGGUGCACCGCCCAAACUCAAAUCUGGCGAGUUGGCCAAGCGUUUCCAACGCAAGCAGGAAGCUACCGAAGGCCUUGAGGAGGCCAAGGAGACUGGUACAGCUGAAGACAUCGAGAAGUUCUCGCGGCGAACUGUCCGCGUCACUCGAGAGCAUAAUGCCGAAUGCCAGCGACUGCUCAAGCUCAUGGGCAUUCCUUACAUCAUCGCGCCCACUGAGGCUGAGGCCCAGUGUGCUGUCUUGGCCCAGGCUGGCAAGGUGUAUGCCGCCGCCAGUGAAGAUAUGGACACUCUUUGCUUCAACGCACCCAUUUUGCUGCGCCAUCUUACCUUCAGCGAACAGCGCAAAGAGCCUAUUCAGGAAAUUCACCUGGAGAAGGUCCUUGAGGGCCUUAACAUGGAGAGGAAGCAAUUUGUGGAUCUUUGUAUCCUGCUCGGCUGUGAUUACCUUGACCCAAUUCCCAAGGUCGGCCCCAGCACUGCCCUGAAGCUGAUCCGUGAGCAUGGCUCAUUGGAGAAGGUUGUCGAGGCGAUGGAGAAAGAUCCCAAGAAGAAGUACACUAUUCCUGAGGACUGGCCUUAUAAGGAUGCUCGGGAUCUAUUUUUCGAGCCUGAUGUGCGACAAGCCGACCACCCUGACUGCGAUUUCAAGUGGGACAAGCCCGACAUGGAAGGCCUUGUUCAGUUCCUCGUCACGGAGAAAGGAUUCUCGGAAGAUCGUGUUCGCAGUGGAGGUGCCCGACUGGAGAAGAAUCUCAAGAGCUCUCAACAAGCUCGACUUGAAGGUUUCUUCAAGCCUGUUCCCAAGACAGAUGCUGAGAAGGCAGCACACAAGCGAAAGCUGGAUGAAAAGAAUGAAGAGAAGCGAAAGAAGGCUAAGCAGGAGAAGAAGGACAAGGCUGCUUCUAAAGCCAAGCCUCGAGGUACCAAGUGA
Fusarium tjaetaba is the source of this 1188-nucleotide messenger RNA. Its product is annotated as flap endonuclease 1. Gene Ontology annotation, cellular component: cytoplasm; nucleus. Gene Ontology annotation, molecular function: 5'-3' exonuclease activity; 5'-flap endonuclease activity; DNA binding. The transcript is spliced from 3 exons. The record is from RefSeq and is a predicted model, not a curated record. The coding region runs from base 1 to 1188 and encodes 395 amino acids. Lineage: Eukaryota; Fungi; Ascomycota; Sordariomycetes; Hypocreales; Nectriaceae.